This is a messenger RNA of Hemiscyllium ocellatum (epaulette shark), 4665 nucleotides long. Its product is annotated as toll-like receptor 7. NCBI's taxonomy places the organism in Eukaryota, Metazoa, Chordata, Chondrichthyes, Orectolobiformes, Hemiscylliidae. The transcript is spliced from 3 exons. The record is from RefSeq and is a predicted model, not a curated record. Gene Ontology annotation, molecular function: transmembrane signaling receptor activity; protein binding; pattern recognition receptor activity. Gene Ontology annotation, cellular component: plasma membrane. The coding region runs from base 256 to 3384 and encodes 1042 amino acids. Gene Ontology annotation, biological process: canonical NF-kappaB signal transduction; toll-like receptor signaling pathway; positive regulation of interleukin-6 production.
AGUGAGCACUUCUCCAAUUCUAUACGAACAGCCAUCUGCUAAAGAUACUGCUCCUGAAUGACACUUUGGAAGACUUUAAGGCUUAAUCUGUACUGGCGAAGCAUACUUCACCCAGUACAUUGGUGGAAUCUGCAGGUUGAUGAAUAGUCAGCACUUACGAGAUUUUUACACACAAAUCAGAUCUGCGACUUUCUCGAAGAGAAAUUACUUUAACUUUCCACGGGGAUAUUUCAAUAUCUCAAACUCGAAGAGAAAAUGGUCAAAGCAACAUCAGCUUCAGCACUAAUUUUACUGUGCUUCCUCUUUCUACUCAAAAUUGUUGUACCGCUCACACCCAGAUGGAUUCCCAGAAGCCUCCCAUGUGAUGUGAGUAUAGGGAAUAACGGCUCCUCUAUUCAAGUAGACUGCAGAAGCAACCGGCUUCAAAAUAUACCAGCAAAUAUUCCUGCAAAUACAACAAGUCUAAAUCUGGCAGAUAAUCAGAUUUCAUACAUUUCCAGUCACCAUUUCUCCAACUUACAAAACCUAACCAAAUUAGAUUUGAGUUGGAACCUUUCACCUGGGAAGAGCAUGGUUAUUGCAAAUGACAGCUUCUCCUCCCUGAGAAAUCUACAAGAGUUAUACCUGGAUCAAAACCACCUCGAUAAAAUCCCUAAGAAACUCUCACUUAGUUUACAACUACUCAGCCUCAAUGGCAGUAAGAUUCUCAAUGUAACAAAAGAGGACCUACCCGAUCUGUCAAACAUAGAAACACUUCACUUGUCACAAAACUGUUACUAUCACAAUCCGUGCAAUGUGUCCAAUCAUAUAGGUGAUGGGGCAUUUUCAAGUGGCAACAAACUGAAAACUCUAUCGCUUGGCUCAAAUAAUUUAACCUCGGUUCCUCGAAAACUGCCAGAAACAUUAAGUUCAUUAUAUCUCCAUAAAAACAAGAUUCAAAUUAUAAACCAUGAUGAUUUUGAACAUCUGAUUGAUCUGGAAUACCUUGACUUAUCUCAAAACUGUCCCAGAUGUUUUAAUGCUCCAUUCCCAUGUGAACCCUGCCCUGGAGAUAGCUCCAUGCACAUCCAUCUCUACGCUUUUCAAAGGCUUUCAAAGUUACAGACAUUAAUUCUUUCCAGCAACAGCCUCCAUAAAAUACAAAGUGACUGGUUUCAGAAUUGUACAAACUUGAAGGUUUUACAUCUUCAAAUGAAUUUUUUGAUUGAUGAAAUUGCUACUGGAGACUUUUUAAACUACCUACCCAGGCUAGAAGAACUAGACUUGUCAUUCAACUAUAAAAUAACUCGAUAUCUCAAAAACAUAAAUCUCUCAAGAAACUUUUCCAAAUUAGUUGCUUUGAGAGAAUUAAUUAUUAAAGGUUAUGUUUUCAAACAACUCGAAUCCCAGGAUCUGAAACCAUUGUACGUUCUUAACAAUCUUACUGUUCUCAACCUUGGAACAAAUUUCAUUAAGCAGGCAAACUUGACAAUCAUCCAAAAAUCUACAUCACUAAAGAUAGUAGAUCUUUCAGAAAAUAGAAUAUCACCUCCAUCAGUCAACAGAAAUCUUCUACAUGAUUCUACAUAUAAAGAUAAACCUCUCCCAUUUGUAGAGUCGAGUUUAAACAAGCCAAAUUUACUGCCAGGAUAUACCCAUCUUGGAUAUGAAUCCCUUAAUGAUGAUGAUAACAAUAUCCUGGGACCAAAGAUGCAGUGGGCUUGUCAUUCGUAUGGGAUGACAUUGGAUUUGAGUUUGAAUAAUAUUUUCUUCAUUAGCCCAAAGCAGUUUAAAGGCUUUGAGAAAAUAAGGUGCCUGAAUUUGUCAGCAAAUGCAAUUGGGCAAGCUUUAAAUGGGACUGAGUUUGCUUCCUUGCCAAAUUUGAAAUAUUUAGAUCUUUCUUAUAAUCGACUUGAUCCAGCUUAUGAUAAUGCUUUUAAAGAACUGUGGCAACUGGAAGUGUUGGACUUAAGUCACAACCCGCACUAUUUUAUCGUUGAGGGUGUGACACAUAAAAUGGGAUUUAUUGAAAACCUUAAAUAUUUGAAAGUGUUAAAUUUAAGCAACAAUGGUAUCUUCACCUUAACAGAGAAAGGAUUAAACAGUGCCUCUUUGGAAGUUUUGAAAUUCCAUGGAAAUCGGUUGGAUAUUUUGUGGAAGAAGGAGGAUUGUAGAUAUAUAAACUUAUUUAAAAAUCUAACAAAUUUGACCUAUCUUGAUUUAUCUUACAAUCAACUUGAGCACAUCCCAUCUGAAAUCUAUGAAAAUUUACCACGUAAAUUAUCAUACUUGUCUUUGAGCCAUAACAAACUAAAAAUGUUUAAUUGGGAUGAACUUCACUUAUCGAAGAACUUGCUGACUUUAGAUCUGAGCCACAAUUACUUAACCAUUGUCCCUGAUAGGCUGUAUAAUUGCACCAAGUCCCUCCAAAAACUGUUGCUGAAAGAUAAUAAAAUCAUUCAACUUCCCAUAAGUUUCUUUACAUCAGCAAACAGAGUAAAGUAUCUUGAUUUAAGUUAUAACGAAAUUAAAAUAUUGCAGCAGACAGUUUUUCCAACAAGUGAACAACUUUUCUUGGAAGUUCUGGUUUUAAAAGGGAAUCCAUUUUAUUGCAUUUGUGAACUUGUGCCAUUUAUUGCUUGGAUUAAUACAUGCGAUCUGGACAUUCCUCAGUUGGCCACUGAUGUUACCUGUGAAUCUCCUGAAAGUCAUCGAGGACAAAGCAUUAUUCUCCUUGAUCAGCACACAUGCGCAAUGAAUGAUCUUGCAGCUUCACUAAGUUUGGCUUCUGCCAUCAUCAUUUUUUGCACAUUGUUUAUGGCAUUGACCCAUCAUUUGUUUUAUUGGGAUGUAUGGUACUUGUACAACUUAUGCACUUCUAAGCUGAACCAGUAUCAGUAUCGCACUCUUAAAGUACAGAGCUGCUCCUAUGAUGCAUUCAUUGCUUAUGACACUUCAGAUCUGGCUGUGACAGAUUGGGUUGUCAAUGAAUUAUUGGUUCAUUUGGAAGAUAAAGGUGAAAGGCAAUUUUGCCUCUGUUUGGAAGAGAGAGAUUGGGAAUUAGGAAUGCCUGUUGUCGAGAAUCUUUCUCAAAGCAUUCACAAAAGCAAAAAGACCGUGUUCUUGCUCACAAGGAAGUAUGUCAAGACUGGAACUUUCAAAACAGCCUUUUACAUGGCUCACCAAAGACUAAUGGAUAAAAAUGAAGAUGUGAUCGUGUUGAUCCUGCUGGAACCUGUUUUAAUAAACUCAAAAUAUCUGAAAUUAAGGAAGAGGUUAUGUCGCAGCUCUGUGUUACAUUGGCCUAAAAAUCCUAAUUCUGAAGACUUUUUCUGGCAAUGCUUAAGAAAUGCGAUAACAGCAAACAAUAAGUCAAGAUACAAUACAAUUGCAGAAUUCACUUGACUCCAUUUAAGCCAUCUUAUCUUUUUUUACACUGCAUGAUGCCCGAUAUGUGAUCACAUGGGCUACAAACUCCAAUGUACUUGCUUGGCCAUUCAUUCUCAAGUAUGGCUUGAUCACUUAAGCUUAAUUUCUUUUAUGGAACUACGGUAAACUGAAGACAAAGAAGAAGUCUAAAAUUCUCGUCUCCCUUUUUGAUAAUACGCUGUCAAAUGUUUUCCUCCUGCUACUACUUUUGCUGUGAGGUGUUCAGGAAUUUGUUUCAGUGUGCGUAAUAUUAAACGUUCCUCUUCUAAGUGAACUGAUCAAACCACUUCUCCAUCUGAUCAUUCACAACGUGCAUAUUAUACAUUUCCACCCUCACCCACCCAUCAUCAUAAAAUAUAUAUUGUCCUUUAAGAGUACCAGUUAAUCCUUCAAUUUCCUCACUUGGACACUACACUUCUCCCAUGCCUGUAACAUCAGCAACUCCACACUUUUGAUUUAAAUGUCCUUCAAAACACAUCAUCAAAUCACAAUCUCACAUUACCAAAUAUUGCUCACCUGCAUUAUUCCCCUUCUCUCUAAAUUAAUGCCACAACAUCAUCAAUUCCACCUUCUUCAACUUGCCUCAGUUUCUCUCCUGGUUCCUUCACAUCUGUUGUGUCAUUGGAAUUACUUCUCUCCUGGCUGCAUUUUCGGUUGUAACAUCCUUGUUACCCUCUUCACCAUUUACAUUCAAUCUCUUAAAACAUGGAGUCAAUUUCCACAUGCAUGUUAGAGAUGCUUGUUAUUUAAAUUUACUCUCUCCAACAAUAAUACUUGUUUGUCCAACAACUAUCCUGCAUAAGAUUCUGGAUGAGCCAUACUUAGCAGAAGUUUAAUGUCAACAAAACUAAAGAGAUUUUAUAGAGAUUCCAAAGCAGCUAUAAUUUACUCCAUCAAUCUCCCCAGCAUCUACCAUAGACUGAAUACCAAUUUAUAGGAUUUUCUGUUGGGCACCAUUUGCAGCUCCCUCUUCCACAUUUCAAUUUAAGGGAAGCAGGUUGCCCAUUUCUGUUCCUGUCAGUCAAUAAAAUUUAAGUUCCUAAUUAUGUGAUCUUGAAUCUAGGUUCUUUUGACCCACUUCUUGCUGUCCUUCAUGCUUUCUCCUCUCAUGUCCUUUGUCACUUCUUUGCAAUGGAACUCUGACCCAUGUUCUCACUCUUCACUAGUUAUCAACAGAGGAAACUAUAUAAUUAACAAUAUACUAUAAUAGUCAUUCAAUACUUUAAAACUUUGCCUAUUAUUCUGUAAGACAAGGCA